Neurospora tetrasperma FGSC 2508 is the source of this 1320-nucleotide messenger RNA. RefSeq lists its product as uncharacterized. Lineage: Eukaryota; Fungi; Ascomycota; Sordariomycetes; Sordariales; Sordariaceae. The transcript has 3 exons. Bases 1 to 1320 code for a protein of 439 amino acids. The record is from RefSeq and is a predicted model, not a curated record.
AUGGUGGAGGAUGAUGAGCGGGACCGCAAACACCAAAGCCGGGAUCGUUGUAUGAGAACUACUUUGACCAAUGAGCUUCGUUUUUCGUUCCUCAAACUGGCAAAUUUUCACUGCAAGACAUCCCACCCAUCCAUCCAAUCUCACUCACGCUCACGCCCGGAUAUUGCCUCUCCUUUGUUGGGACCACCUGGAGCGAGCUUGUGGAAACCACACACUCCAUCGCCCAAGAUGCCAACAGCAAUGGCUUCCAACGAGUCCUUCAAGGUCCACAAAUUCUCUUCCAAACUGCCAGAAGCAGAAGCUGCUCGGCAAAGGGAGAAUCAGCGGCGUCAUCGGGCAAGAGUGAAGGGUAAAAUUGCCGAGCUCGAAAGCUCUCUAGCUGACACCCGCGAAAGGCUCGAUGCAGCUCUCAAGCAUAUCCGAGAACUCGAGGCCGAGAACCAGAGACUCCGUGAAGCGUCCUCUCCUUCAGUCUACACUCCGGAAUCCCGGGAUGAGUCACCUGCAGAGCAGCUCCUCUACAUGAGCCAAAGUGGACAUGAUGGCUACCAUUACUCUCAGCCCCGGUCACACCAGUUCGAGCCACAUCAACCGCCACGGCAACUUCAACAGCAACACCAACACCAUCACCACCGACAGCCCCCCGUAAAUGGUCUGGACAUCCUAGCCAGCAUUUCGUCCAGCGAAAGUGCAGUACCAACGCGCCACCGCACCUAUCACCCCCACGAACUAGACUGUGCUCGAAAUCUAGCCUCCCUACCAAGCUACGAACCCACACCCAUAGCCUCUCCCAGAGACAUGUCCCCCAUUGCCGCUUUACUCUCCAUGCCUACCGCAUCCCAGAGAGGCCAGGCAACCGACUUUCAUUCGCCUUCCGCCACCACCAUCUCAGCCAGCUCUUCGACGGAGUCGCCAGGCCGGACCUCGGUCUUCGACUUCAACAGCAGAAGUAGUAGCUACUACCACCCGUCCUCGACCUCGAACUCACAGUCCUCAGUGGACUCACACUCAAACUUCCAGGACAAGAUCGGCGAACUCAUCAGUUGUCUGGAUAACCACAUCGAAGACGAUGACGACUUGGUUCUGCCGGCUCCUCGACCCGGUGAAUCCACCAUGCCCUGUCGAGAGGCUUUUUCCAUUGUCCGAAAGGUGCAGACGACCAGACCUGAUUACUACUACGAUACGGACUGCCGUGAGGUAGAAAACGUGGCGAGGGAGCAAUGGAAGCCAGGGUUUCGAAGCGCUAUUGAGCCUGGGUCAGGAUGUCGGGUGCAGACGCAUUUGGUCUAUGAUUUCGUUGAUCACAUUACUGGGCCUUGA